This is a messenger RNA of Ictalurus furcatus (blue catfish), 992 nucleotides long. RefSeq lists its product as uncharacterized. The transcript has 6 exons. Lineage: Eukaryota; Metazoa; Chordata; Actinopteri; Siluriformes; Ictaluridae. The coding region runs from base 181 to 750 and encodes 189 amino acids. The record is from RefSeq and is a predicted model, not a curated record.
AUGUGUUUCCUGUUGCAGGACUGGCUUUACCUACAGUAUUAUACCUUUGCUGUCAUUUGCAUUGAAAACAGGAACCGAGGAUCGAUUUCCAAAACAAACUCAUUCCAGCUAUAAAGAGCAUGUUUCACCUCCUUCAGUUCCUACAUCACUUCCCACAUCAGUGUUUUACACGCACAACGUAUGCCACCUCUGAAGUGUGAUUUACUUUUCAGUAAUGACCCUGGCAGAAAGAUGGUUGCAACAGGCCUGACUUGUUUCCUCAUCGCUUCAUUGAUUUACUAUGUAAUGUCUGCUUGUCAUUCACCCACUGCAGGUAACAUCACUGCACAGGUGACGAACCUCUCCCCUGCAACCAGCUGUUUCACUAAUGUAAAUGUCACCUGUGAAACGAACCUGUCUCUGAACCUGAUCUAUGGCUUUGAGUGGCAGAAGGACCAGAAUAAUAUAGACAGCAACAAGCAGAACAUUUUAGUUCAGAAGAUCAAAAAAAAUGUGACACUCACCUGUACUGUUCUGAGUUCAUGUGGAAACGUCACCUCUUCAUCUUACAACAUAACAAGUUGCCCUGAAGAUAACAUCACCACCGUUCUGCUGAUCUGUGGAGCAGGAGCUAUUAUCGUCAUCUUCAUGUUUGCCAUCACCAUGAAGAUUAUGCUGAAGCGAGGAGAAGCUCAAAGGCAGGCCAGGAGGCAACAGAGACAGGUGAUGCAGAGCAAUGACAGCACUGCGACCGUCACAAGCUACUGGUGAGAGAGACAGAGAGUGUGCGAAUGGUAUUAUUUAAUUUGUUACAGAACAGCAUGUGAGGCCAAGAUAUAAUCAUUUUUCCUCUGUGGACACUGUUUUUCUGUUGAUCUGUUUUUCUUUGAAAAUAAUUUCUAAUUUUGCUUUACUUAAUGGCUAUGCAACAAAUCCUGAUGUUAUGGAUUUAUUUGUUUUUAAUUAAUUUUUUUUUCAUUUAAUUUUCAUUUUCAUUUAACAAACAAAUUUUA